Gadus morhua (Atlantic cod) is the source of this 4038-nucleotide messenger RNA. RefSeq lists its product as uncharacterized. Bases 1291 to 2427 code for a protein of 378 amino acids. The transcript has 5 exons. NCBI's taxonomy places the organism in Eukaryota, Metazoa, Chordata, Actinopteri, Gadiformes, Gadidae. The record is from RefSeq and is a predicted model, not a curated record.
ACAUUGAGACGUCGGAACAAUGAGGCGUCGGAAUUACGGGCAGGCCCCACCAUUUCGUCACUGAUUAUUAGCAUUAGUCCUCCCUUUUCAAUUAUGAUUAAUGUGGACUGCAAAUUGUGUCCCGGCAUAUUUCCGUGUUAGAUGGUGUAACCGAGAGAAAGUCUGGCGAGUCAGGCUAUGCCAUGGAUGCCUAAACUGUUUGUCUGCCGAUCAUAGCACAGAACAUGACUAUGAGGAGGAAAUAAAAGAGAGCUCUGGCAUAGGCUAGAUUAAUAUUAGCUUGCUAGCCUAGUAGCUACAUAGUUUAAUGACCGCAGUGUAUUCUGAAGUUUGAACUCUCGUGACAGCACUUGUUUGUUAUAGUUUUACACCAUUUAGUUGUAUUAUAAAUAGCGAUGGUCUAUUCAAGAACAUUACACCGAUCAAACAGAUGAUAUAAAGUUAAGGAGGAUAAACUAGUUUAGAGGGGGCGGGCUUGGAGAGUGGGAGGGGGCAAGUAAUAUCGCCUGACAGAAAUCAGCGAUCUGACAGGAUUUUUUGUGAUACGUUUAAUCAGUCAUAAUCAUACGUUGUUGUUACUUACCAUACUCGGGAUACUUUCUCUUUAAUGCCAGUUCCACCAUCUUUCUCCCCCUGGAUUGGGCCAUCGUAAUGGAGCAGUUUUCACAAAAAAAUUCUCUCUGGUAAAUUCACAGCGUCGAAAGAUUCCCGCGAGCAUCUGAAAUCUGGACACUUCGAUGUUCUCUAUGGCAACAGUAACUUCGCUGGGGCAACAGUGUUAUUAUUACGUGAAGCGAUACAACGCAGAAUGACAGUAACUGACACGCUACAAGGCAAGAAUACAGUAAUGGCGUUUACUGCCUUUUUGCUUUGCUUUACUAGCAGUUUUUGUAGUUACUGUACAAACACCCAACAAUUUUCUCCAAAACGACAUACAUUUGAGAUGAGAUGUUUUGUUACAUGACAAAGAAUGCUUUGAAUGUUACAAAAAACACAAUAACUCAUUUUCACCAAAAAAUGCAGUUACUGCCCUUUUGCUUUGUAGGGCAGUAUGGCCAACCUGAGUUUUUCAUGAUUGUGAGCAUUAUAGCCAAUGCUGACAAGGUAUCAUUCUUGUCAAAAAAGCUCACAGCAUGGUAACAUUAUAGGUCUUUUCAAGUUGAGUACAGUGACUAUAGUGAAGUAGUUAUUGUUGAAAUCGCUGACCUGAAUCAUUAUCUUCCUUUGACAGCCUAUUCCAUCGGAGGAAAGCUCUGGGUGACCCUUAGGACACAUUUAUGUUAAGAGAAAAUGGCACGGCUACUCCGUGUUAUUUUGUCUGCUAAUGAGGCACGACGUGUCAAACUUAGCGAAGAGCCACAGUCUGUAGAUGCACUGGUUGACUUCUCAAGAGAAAAACUACAGCUGCAAGGAGACUUUUCUUUACAAUUUGAGGACCCUGACUUUGAGAAUGCACUGUGUGAUUUAUCAGCUAUAGCUGAAUUACCAAGUGAUCGGGCAAUCCUGCACAUAAAGUGGAAAGUGCCUACUAUUACUUUAAGUGUCAUACAACCUAAUGAAUUUGACAUUCAGUCUCUUGGAUCUAUAUCGUCUCUGGACACAGCAAGUUUUGGAUCUCCGGGGGGGCCUUUAUCUGGCUUUUCGCCUUGCCCUUCACCUAGCCCUUCGACCCACCCUUCACCUAGCCAAUCACCCUCAACUACUGGAAACAUGCGCAGUGCUUCAGUCUGGCCUUCUCCAUAUCCAAUUCCUCCUCUGUCUCAUGAUGUUGAACUGAGGUUUAAAAAGGGCAAUGAGGAAUAUGCAAAAAACAAAAAAGGCAUAGGCGAGGUGCCCAGGGACAUGUCAAGUGAUAUUCUGAACAAAAUUUGUCAAGCUAGUUUUAGUAUAAAGGCUUAUCCUGAGCCUCAUGAGGUUGAAUCAAUCGCUGUUGCAUUGAUUUUAAAGUACCCUUGCCUGAAAGAGGAUGAUGGAAAUGAUUACGGCGGAUGGCUUGUCUCCAUCAGGAACAAGUUCAACAAUUACAGAUCAAAGCUGCGGGAUGCUGGUUGCACUGAGGUUCUUCUGAAUAGAAAACGAAGGGCAGAUGGAGAGACAACCCAGUUCGUCUUGAAGAGGCCUAAACGUGGCGAAAUCAACCACUGUCCAGACCAUCCAAAUGACCAAGAUGAAGCCUCCUUGGAGGAACAGAGACAGCUUUUAAUGGAGGAAUCCAAGAAGGCAAAAGUAGAUCAGUCUCUCAUCAAAGCGAAAAUGGAUAUGACCUUCUCACUGAGGCGAAAGGAGGUUGUCGACAAACAACCCAUGGUGGCAGAGUUGAAAGAUAGAUGGCCCGCUUUGUUCUUUAAAGAUCAGAUAAGAGGAUUUGUGAGGAGUUUUUCCGUAUUACAAACAAAGAUCUACUCGGAACAUUCAGAGCUGCAGUAGAAAAAUAUGCGCCCCUGCUGCUGAGUUUGUACCGCGCCCGAAAAACUGAGUUUGGCAAGGACCUGAAGGAGAUACUGAGAAAGCUUGAUGAAGAGACCACCAACAUUGUCAGACACCGCAAGGAAGCAGCCAUGAAAGGACUUCCUGUGUUCCUACGUGAAGACCCUAAUCUACUUUUCAAGCAUUGUCUUGAAACUGAUCCAGAUGACGUGGCUGCCAAGGGAGUCACUGUGGGAAUUCUGUAUGUCCUUGAGGACUGUGUGGCUGAAGCCUCAUCCCCCAAGAUCCAAAACAUCGCACUCAUCUUAGAGGAAUCCAUAGUAGUAAAGGACCUUCCGGAUACUUCCACUGCCUUGGCCUACCUUCUCGGCCUCCUUUAUGCACUCAAUAUUUCCUAUCCGGAGGAACUUAAGUACACCUUUGAAACAUUUCAAAAGGUGUUCAUGGAGACUGGCCCAAAAUGCUCUAACCGUGUGCGAUCUCUCAAGAAGAAGCUUUGUCUUGUCUAAACAAGAAAAACUGGUUUUCCCUCUUGGAUUCAGCUCUGACUAGCAGCUGUGAAAUUUGAAAAGUUCACAUAAUUGUUUUUAUCUGUCACACACACACACACACACACUGUUCAAGUCUAAGUGUAAUUGCAGAAUGUUUAUACCUGUUACACACGCACACACAUACACGUUGAAAACGUAGCCAUUUUGUUGAAGUUCAAAUUCAAGUUUUUUGCAACCAAGCAGGGGUGAUUGUUGAAGUCCAAGUGUAACUGCAGGAUGUUUUUACCAGACACACACACGCGCGCGCACACGCCCCCGCACACACUGUUCAAGUCUAAGUGUAACUGCAGAAUGUUUUUACCAGACACACACACACACACUGUUCAAGUCUAAGUGUAAUUGCAGAAUUUUUUUACCUGUUACACACGCACACACAUACACGUUAUACCUGAAAACACACUGUUCAAGUCUAAGUGUAAAUCCAGAAUGUUUUUACCUGUUACACACGCACACACAUACACGUUUUACCUGAAAACUUAGCCAUUUUGUUGAAGUUCAAAUUCAAGUUUUUUGCAACCAAGCAGGGGUGAUUGUUCAAGUCCAAGUGUAACUGCAGAAUGUUUUUACCAGACACACACACACACACACACACACACACACACACACACACACACACACACACACACACACACUGUUCAAGUCUAAGUGUAAUUGCAGAAUGUUUUUACCUGUUACACACGCACACACAUACACGUUAUACCUGAAAACACACUGUUCAAGUCUAAAUGUAAAUCCAGAAUGUUUUUACCUGUUACACACACACACACACAUACACGUUAUACCUGAAAACUUAGCCAUUUUGUUGAAGUUCAAAUUCAAGUUUUUUGCAACCAAGCAGGGGUGAUUGUUCAAGUCCAAGUGUAACUGAAGAAUGUUUUUACCGGACACACACACACACACACACUAUACCUGAAAACUUUGUAAUUGAAACUGAACAGAGAAUAAAUUUCUCUUAAGCGUGCAUUUGUGUAUGUGGAUUUGCUUUGGUAAUAGCAGUAGGGAAUAAUGGGCUCGGUCAACGAAGAAAUCUUUAUAUUACUAGUUACAGUGUUGUAUAGUA